This is a messenger RNA of Tetranychus urticae (two-spotted spider mite), 3340 nucleotides long. The record is from RefSeq and is a predicted model, not a curated record. NCBI's taxonomy places the organism in Eukaryota, Metazoa, Arthropoda, Arachnida, Trombidiformes, Tetranychidae.
UCAUUCAAAUGAGGAGUCUCAUAAAAUUCACUUUUUUAAAUCGUAUCUCUAUCAACACUGAAUCGUAGAGGUGUCCAUAAAAAGUACAUUGCACCGUUGAUUGUUUGCUAAUAAAAAAAUUAAAACAGGCACUCGUUUGCUAUUUAUUUCACUGGAAUUACUAUUUACAAUUAUAACAAUAGAUUGCAUUGAUAAAAGGUCAAUGUUUCUUUUGGAUAGCAAAAAAUGAGAAAGAGGUUAUAAUGGCAAAAGGUAAACAUAAAGUUAUACAUCUCCAUAGUGAUUAAAGUUGUGUGUUGAGGUUAAACAUUGAAAUGUAUAAAACGCAAAGAAAGGAUACAGAAGAUAGAAACAAUUUAUUUAAUAGUACGUCCAAUAUUGUCUUCGCGGAUCAUCAGAUAGCUCGUUUUUUAACAAAUGGCAUUUUAUUUCAACUAUUUUAUUUUCGGACAUUCUCAUGUAUUGAAAGAAUAGGAUAUGUUGAACUACAUAAGUACCUUUUCUGGACAUUUUAACCGAUCUUCUUUACAUUUUAUUUUAUUAUUUACUUUACUAAUUGUAUUUGUUAAUUUUGUACAUGCCACCUACGAUUGUGAUCGUACCAAUUGUAUCCAUGGUAUCUGUUGGUCUGAAUUGUCCAACUCUUCAUCAAAACCGUCUGAACUUUCAAAAGAUUUCAAAUCAUGUUACUGUGACAAUGGAUUCACAGGAUAUCAAUGCUCAAUCAAUUAUGAUGACUGUUUGCUAAACCAGUGUCGUAAUGGCGGAAAGUGUAUUGAUAAAGUAGCUGGUUUCGAUUGUGUCUGUCCACCAGGAUUCACAGGGCAACUUUGUCAAACUGAAAUUAAUGAAUGUUUAUCGUCUCCAUGUUUAUCUGGUGGGUCGUGUGUUGACAGGGUGAAUGGAUUUCAUUGCUUGUGUCCACCAGGAUUUUCAGGUGCAUAUUGCGAGAUAGAUAAAACAGUUUGCAAUGAAACCGAAAAGGAAACAAAAUGUUUGAACGGUGGACAAUGCUUAGAGGGUCCUGGCUUGGAGUUUAAGUGUCAUUGCUUAAAUGGAUUCAAAGGUGACCGUUGUCAAACCAUAAUUAAUCAAUGUGACCCUAAUCCUUGUUUCAACGGAACUCGAUGUAUCAGUCAGAUUGGUGACUUCAGCUGUGUUUGUCCAUCAGAUCGAACUGGUAAACUGUGUGAAAGUCUUUUGGUUCCAUGUGAAGUGAAUGACUGUCAACAUGGUGCUGUUUGUUUGGCUACUUCAACCUCUCCUCAAACCAGGCAAUGCUAUUGUGUCCCUGGUUUUUAUGGGAUCAAUUGUGAGAGACAUUUUAAUGAGUGUAUGCCAGCAAUCAAUGUUUGUGCCAACGAUGGACUCUGUAUUGAAGGACCAACCAACUAUUCAUGUUCCUGUUUAAACGGCUUCAAAGGGAAACACUGUGAAAUAAGCUGUUCCACUGACUCACAAUCAACACCUGAUCCUCGUUGCUCCGAUUUAACAACAUCCACAACAGAAAAUCUUUUUCCAUAUCAGAGUAGCUCUAAUCCUAUGAUUGAACCUUCUAUGACACUUGAAUAUCCUGAAGGUUUGAAAAAAUCAACAGAACCUUUAACUGAGGCAUCUUCAAUUAGUAUGGCACCAGAAAAUAGAAAUCAAUUUAUCGGUUCAAUCGCAAAAUCUUUCGACCAGAAUGAAAUGACAAUUGCUUAUGAUUCAACCAUUUCUAUAUCGCCUUCUCCAACUAGUUUUUCACUACAUAUCGGAUCUAUCUCGACUCCAUUGAACAAUUUUUCUUUUUUUCUUCCACCAAGCUCUAAUCUUAAUGAAGAGGACCCAUCAGCGUUGGAAACAAAAGAUGCCAUUGAUCUUGCAACAAUUUUUAGUCCAAAGUUUAAUGGAAGAUCAUCUUACAUGAUUGUUACCACUGAUGAAGAACGCUAUAUCUCCAGUUUAACCAUCAAUUUAUCUUUCUCGACUCUCUCUCCCAACGGAACUUUACUUUCAACUCAAUCAGUUUCUGAUUCAAGAUAUUUUAUAAUAAUUUAUUUGAAAAAUUAUCGACUCAAAGUUAGCUUUUCUUGUAACUCUCAAGAAAUGGAUUUGAUGGAAUUUCCUCGGGAACUUAACCAAUCAACACUUUACCCUCUAACAUUUCAAUUGGUUUUACAAAAUAACUCAUGCACUGCUCGUUUAACCUUAAAUCACAAUUAUACAAUUAUUGAUGGUCAGAGUGUUUCUUACGGAUCUUCACGGAUUCCUCUUUGGCCAUGUUUCCGAGAUUUUUAUUUAGGACAAACUAAUUCUCGGUUAAGGUCACUUUCCUUCAUUGAUAAUGGCAAUUAUACUUUCAAAGGUUGUUUGCAAGAUAUAAACAUUGAUGGUGUUCGUUUGAUCAAACGAAUGGUCGAUAUUGAAGAAUGCUCAGCUAAUACAGUUUGCUUGAAUAAUCCAUGUAAUGGCCGUGGUCAAUGUCUACAAUCGUCAAGUAAUUGGUCUUGUUUAUGUUCACCCGGUUACUCUGGCCGAAGAUGUCACUUAGCUGAUUGCUCUCCUAAUCCGUGCCAAAAUGAUGGAUUAUGUUUAGCAACAAGCUCAUUUGAAUUUAAUUGUUUAUGUAACAAUGGUUGGUUCGGGGAAUAUUGUCAAUUAGAUUUCAACAAUAGCCUUCCAGCGUUUGGUUACAAAGAUACUGGAUCUUCUAGUUCAUACAUGAUUUACGGACUUCUUAACCAAACAUCACAUUUUGAAUUGAGAUUUAGGUUUAUGACUACCGAUGCCAAUCAAAAUAAUUCACUCAUACUUUUCUUGGGCAAUACAAAUAAUAUUAAACUUAAAGGUCGACCCACAGAUUUUCUCAGCCUAUCACUUCUUGACGAUAUGGUUGUUUAUCAAAUUAACAUGGGCCAAGGAACUAAAGUAAUGGUCGGAAAAAUGAACAAUACAAAAGUUCACGCUAUUUAUAUUGGCCAACACCGUCAAUUAGCCUGGUUAGUGGUUGAUGGUUUGAAAAGAGAUCUUGAGGUUGUUCAAACUAGAUAUAAUAGACUCAAUGUUGAACCUUAUUUGUAUGUUGGUAAUCAUAAGGCAUCACCUUUAAGAACUUUCACAACCUUUCGCGGUAAGUUUACCUAAUUUGAUGUUUCAUCUUAUCUAUUGGCUUGAUUGAAGUCUAAUAUGAAUUUAUUUUUACUCCAUUGAUUCUUUCAGGUUGUGUUUUUGAUAUAGAAGCCAGAAAUGAUCCAAAAUCAUCAUUUGUUCCAUUAGAUAAUAUCCUAUGGAGCUCCAAUGUGCUUGAAUGUCUGGACGUACAUCGAUGCAGAAAAGGAUAGCUACGAUUGUUUACAGU